AUGGAUUACGGCUACAACAACCAGUACUCAACCUCCUACGGUGCCAAUGGCGGGGCCGACGGUGGCGGGUUUGUCGCAGGAGAACCACAGAGCAGUCCUGCGGCUGGAAGAGGGGGUUAUGGAAAAGACACCGUUCGGCCCAUGACAAUCAAACAAAUUCUCGACUCACAGCAACCUCACCCGGAUGCAGAUUUUCGAGCCGACGGUGAGCCCUUCGGCUUGGUUACCUUCGUCGGACAAAUCCAAGGCAUCAGCACACAGCCCACGAAUAUCACUUACAGAGUAGACGAUGGCACGGGGAUAAUCGAAGUCAAGCAGUGGAUCGAUUCAGACUCCAGCAAGGGGGACAAGAUGGACGGUGUCGAAUCGGACAAGGCGAGGCUGGUUGAGAACGGAUACUGUCGAGUCUGGGGCAAACUAAAGUCCUUCAACAACAAACGACAUAUUGGUGCCCACGUCAUUCGACCGAUCACGGACUUCAACGAAAUCAACUACCAUCUGCUGGAGGCCACUGCGGUCCAUUUAUUCUUCACGAGGGGGCCGCCUCAGGCACACCAGGCCAAUGGCCAGCAGGCUACGAAUGGCGGAGGCCAGCAGUUCGGAAGCGCCGCGGACGGAGCACUCCCGGGUGUGUCGCCCUUGGGACGGAAAGUCUUCCAGACACUCAAAAACACCGCGCAGACCAACGAGGGUCUGCAUGUGCAGAUGAUUGCUUCGCAGAUGGGUAUGCCUGUCGCUGAAGUUUACAAGGGAGCAGAGGAGCUGCUGGCGAUUGGGAUGAUCUAUACGACCGUGGACGACAAUACCUGGGCAGUUCUAGAGGCGUAA
Messenger RNA from Exophiala spinifera, 828 nucleotides. RefSeq lists its product as uncharacterized. Gene Ontology annotation, molecular function: DNA binding. Gene Ontology annotation, cellular component: DNA replication factor A complex; site of double-strand break; chromosome, telomeric region. Gene Ontology annotation, biological process: nucleotide-excision repair; double-strand break repair via homologous recombination; DNA replication. The record is from RefSeq and is a predicted model, not a curated record. The coding region runs from base 1 to 828 and encodes 275 amino acids. The transcript is spliced from 4 exons. Lineage: Eukaryota; Fungi; Ascomycota; Eurotiomycetes; Chaetothyriales; Herpotrichiellaceae.